Molecule: messenger RNA, 924 nt
Organism: Penicillium longicatenatum
Lineage: Eukaryota; Fungi; Ascomycota; Eurotiomycetes; Eurotiales; Aspergillaceae
Exons: 4
Coding region: 1-924 (307 amino acids)
Source: RefSeq, a predicted model, not a curated record
AUGAAACCCAUGCCCGAAGAACAAGUUGCUACUCCGACGCUAUCAGAUAAUGUCAAUGAAUCCGAUAUGUCAGUUCCCCUCCACGACAUGGAUGAGCCAGCUUGCCACUCAGUCUUUGAAAUGGACUUUGCAUCCGAAAACUGGACUCAGCAGCUCAUAUCUACUCGACUUAAUGAGUCAUCACUCAAGCAGAUAUGUGCGGAGAUCGAGCUAGAAGACAGGCUCGACACAACAUCAGAAUACACGAGACACUCAGCUCCAUUUACCAUCCAACCAUCGGGAGACCCAUACUUCCCCUCAUUCCCAAUAGGACCCGACUCAAAUCUGACCUCGCCAAACAAGGACCGUGAUCUGAAAGCAUUUCAAACACCCGAGCAAAUGAUAUUCCCCGAUAUCAAAGACCCCGACACAUCACCCUGGUCCUAUCACACCUCCAGACUAGACAUGCAACCCCUACCAAACACAUGGGUAGUCGAAAGACCACACCAGCCCAUUCCCAUUCUGAUCAACCCCUCGGACUCAAACUACUGUCCACUUCAGUCACCAGAGACAAGUCCGGACAGCGAAAUAUACUCACCCGACGAACCUGGUGAAUUGAUCCGAUCAAGUCUACGCGCUGGACCGGACGGAUCGUCGGAGGUGCAAGCUAACAUGUUGAUGGUUGUUAUUGUGACCAUUGACAGUCUUCUCUCGACGCUGGAUGCGACUGCCACAUCAGCUGGGGCAGUGGACGAGGAAGAGUUUUCUAGUCAAUCGCAAUAUUUGGCUAAUAGGAAUUCACAGGAUCGGGGUGAUGGGGUUGGGUUCAAGUCGCAUGUUGAUGCUUGUCCGUUACUUGUGGGCGGGUCGUCUUUCAUUGCUUUUGUUGACUAUUCGGCGGAUUCGCGCUUGUAUGCAGCAGCACUUGGGGGCUGUUUUUACUAG